This is a messenger RNA of Aedes albopictus (Asian tiger mosquito), 1932 nucleotides long. RefSeq lists its product as uncharacterized. The coding region runs from base 715 to 1932 and encodes 405 amino acids. NCBI's taxonomy places the organism in Eukaryota, Metazoa, Arthropoda, Insecta, Diptera, Culicidae. The transcript has 3 exons. The record is from RefSeq and is a predicted model, not a curated record.
UCUUGGAAACUAGAAAACCGCGAAUCGAAAGUAAUUUUGAACGUUAAUCGAAAAUUAACUCAUCUUCAUAAAGCAAGUUUUGUAUUAGAAUUGAAUGAGACUUAAUGAUAUAUUUUCCAUUAAUAAAAUAUUUCAGUAAUACACAAUGACUCGUAGAUUCACAAACCAACAAAAAGCAGACUUUGCGCGAUAUUUAUUGCAACAUCCGGUCGAUUGUUUCGAUUUGGGCAUGGAUGAGUAUAUGGAAGUGUGCAGUUUGAUGAAAGUUGGGCCAAAUGCAGUGAAGAAGAAUAAGUUUGUUAAUCUCAUCAACAUGAAUCGAUUAUUAGGGGAGUUUAAGACAAACAAAGAAAAAUGGGUAAAAAUACUCAACAGCACUGCAAGUUCUACAACUGAAGAAAUCUUGGAAUUGGAUACAUUUGAAAAUCGCAACGAAAAUUGCCGGUGUGAAGAUUGUUUGAGGCGUAGCAGUUGGAGUGGUGUACGAAGGUACAAGUUCAGUCAGUACGAAUAUAAAGCAACUGAAAUGCUUAUUGAAAUGCAACACGAGGAAUGGCUGAAGUAUUCAACCGUUGAUGGGCGGGGAAAUUUGAAAUUAAAACCUGGUAAGUAUUUUUUUAUGUUCAUUGUGCUUAAAAUUCUAUACCCAUGCUUCCGUUUCCAAUUCAAAAUAUGUACUGUUGACUUUCAAUUAAAUUUAUAGGAUAUGCCGGCAUGAUCAUCAGUAGCUUGAAAAAAGCUGGAUGGCCCUGUAUGCCAGCUUGCAAAGAUAACUACUACUUGGCCACAGAAGAGUGCUUAAGAAUUGCAUAUUGUACGUGGGGUGAUGAAAAUCCCUGUAAUUUGCUUCAUUUGGAUUACUAUCCGAACGACAAGCUCUGUAAUCAAGAAAAUGGAGCUAAGCGUUUUAAAGUUAAAAGCACCGAUUUACCAGAACGACACUGUACCAACACAUAUAAAGUACCUCAAUUGCGAGGAGAAGCAAGAGCCACAGCACUAUGUGAUGCAUCAAAAAUGAUGCCAAAAGCCCACGGAAAUUAUCUAAUUGCGAAUUACGGUGAAGAUAAUUUCGUAAUGCCUCGGGAUAAAUGGCCUGUCUCGCAAUCAGUUUUAAAAAACCUUCGUGCUGAGUGGUUGAACCAAUAUCGCGUUACAUCGGACUUAAUCCAGCAACUUCUGCUGAUGUGGACAGCCGAGAAACAAAUGCCAUCAGUGCUUAAGCAGUCACAUGAAGAUUUUCGAUACUUCCAGUACCUUGCAAUCGGACCGGUCAAGCUCAUAUUAUUGUGUGACGAUCAAUUAAUAAUUUUGAAGAAAGAGAAAGAAAGGUACGACGCAAACACAGCGAUGAAGCCACCGCGGUUUGCUAUUGAAAUGGAUGCAACUUCCGGUAUUUGUGCUGCUUUGAAGGGCUGCGAGGACAAAAGGAGGGAUAACUACGCUCUUGUCAGGCCAAUUCAAAUUCCGGGCGAUAAAACAUCGACAAAAAUGAUCACAUCCUUCGCUGACUAUGUGAGCACUGAUCAGUCCAGCAGAAGUAUUUUCUUUUUUUUGAAUGAGUUUAAAGAAAACUUCAUUCGUAAAUUUGGAAAAAAUACAUGGCCACCAAUGAACGGUACAAUACAUUGUAAUACUGUGAAAUAUUUUGAAUUUUUAAUAUAUUUUUUUUCAUACUUAGCGAUAGUCAGCGAUUUCUGCUGGGCACAAAUUAAUGCGAUCCUCAAUCUAAGUGGGCUUGAUGUGGUGCAAUAUCUUAAUAUCAUGUAUGACUACACCUGCAAAUGCGAUGAAGAGCUGGAGAAGAGAGUUGACAGCACAAUCAUAUUAGUGUUUUUGUGCAUAACGCAUCGAUCUAAGAAUUUCCUAAAGGAUUUGGAAAAGUUGGCGGAACCAGAGGAAGGUGGUAUGGUGCAGGAUAACAAGCCGUACUAA